AUGAAUAUGUUGGAUGAUGAAGAUGACCAAAGCUUUCACGCUACGCGUGACGGCUACUCCCAUUUGAGCGAUGUCGAAUGGGAUGCGGUUGAACGGAUGGGUACAACCAUCGGCAUCCAUGCUGUUAGCGUCAUGCUAGAGGCUCUCAUUAGAGAUGCCCAACAUGCUACUAUCGCCAAGUUCAUUCAAAAUGAACUUGACGCAGAACGCGAGAAAGUAGCCUUGCUUCACCAACAAGGUUCUCAACAAGCAGAGUUGUUGAGAGAACAGGGUGCUCAACAGUUUGAACUGUUGAGACAGCAGCAGGCUGCUGCCGGUGGGUCGAUGCACUCGCGUCAACCCCGAAACCUUGAAGAUUGA
Molecule: messenger RNA, 360 nt
Organism: Peronospora matthiolae
Lineage: Eukaryota; Oomycota; Peronosporomycetes; Peronosporales; Peronosporaceae
Source: the annotation of a GenBank genome assembly